UCUCCUUCUUCUCUUCCCUUCUCUCGCUCACUAUAAAUAUAUAACUUCUUCGCUCAUUUCUUCCAUUUCCUUUCUUAUUCUCCGCCCAUCUCAGGCGGCUCCGCCUCUCUCACGGCCGUCCGUACAAGGCGAUCCGCCGCAUCAGUUCCAGACCGCCACUAGCACCGCCACCGCCAUCGCGAUCCGAUUUGUUCCUCUUGACCUAAUCCCAUCCCAUCUUUCAAUUAAAAUACUAUUAUCUUUUUUCUUUUUUCUUCCUUUUCUUCCAUUUUAAAACGCCUGUCUUCGAUUUUACGAUUUUGCCCCCGUUCGCUGGAGGCUAGACAGAUGAUAUUUUUGUUUGUGUGCGUGAAUUGUCUGUUUUAACCCCCUUGCGUCGAAGGACGGAAGUGAUUUGACGCUUUUACCCUCCCGAUGAUGUAGUCUUCGAUGUGACUAUUUUACCCCUCUCGAUUGCCACAACAACACACCACAUUCGUUUUUUUGGAGGGAUUCGUUUCUGACGUGGCAUGAUUUAAGGGCCACAGGAUGAAUUACAAUUCUCGUCGGAUGUUGACACCUGGAGCCUCAAGAAAGCGAAAAGAAAGAGAAGCUUUCUACUCCUUUAAACCGUCGGCUCCUCCUCUCCCCGUUUCGGCUUCGGCUCAAGCCGCCGCUAAGAAGCAGCAGCAGCAAUCGGUUUCUAAGCCAGAGGAGCCGGGCUCAUCGAACCGGCUCUUGGCCGGGUACAUGGCGUACGAGUUUCUGACGAACGGGACGCUGUUCGGGCAGAAGUUCGAUCCGGCUCGAGCCGAGGCGGUUCCUGUGGGCGCAGGCGAGUGGAAGAGUCAGAAGCCGGGAGCAGGAAAAGAGCCGAGUUUGAAGAAGGAGCACCAGAGUUACGCUGAGGUGGCGAGCAUUCUGAAGAGCGACGGGGCCCACAUUCCGGAGAUUGUCAACCCGACCCAACUGGCUCGGUGGAUUCAGAUGUGACAUUGCAGGGCUGUGAUUGUGUACGUAAGGACGUAGGGGAAACACUUUGAUCAGACUGUAGACGUGGCGUCGUCUUAUUGGUUGAUGGUCGUUUUCUUUUUUUAAAAAAAAAAACAAAUGUCCAGGUAGAACCUCUGUGGAGCUGGUGAGUUUCGACUCCGUUACUCAAAGAAAAAGAAAAUGUGAAAAUGAAUUAGAUGAUGAAAUCUCUUUCUCACUCUCUAACUCUGUUGGUAUGUUAUUUGUAUUACAAUUUUUGCUGUACUGUUCAACUUUUGGUGAAUUAAUGGAAAGUUUUGUGAGAGUGGAAGUGGAGAUAAUUGGCUCCAUUAUUAUUCUAA
Messenger RNA from Humulus lupulus (European hop), 1313 nucleotides. RefSeq lists its product as uncharacterized. Lineage: Eukaryota; Viridiplantae; Streptophyta; Magnoliopsida; Rosales; Cannabaceae. The record is from RefSeq and is a predicted model, not a curated record. The transcript has a single exon. Bases 529 to 972 code for a protein of 147 amino acids.